CGAGAGAGUCCGAGGGUCCUCUCCUUGAACCUUUCCUUGGAGAAUUGUUAUGGGCCGACUCGCAGGAGAUGACCCGAUUUAUUUCAGCCCAUUCUCCAAUUCCCGUCGCACACUACCACGACCACGCUGGAGUUCCCUUUCCGUUCUCAGUUCUCACGGCGGCCACCGGUCCAUUCCCUCCCGGCUCCCGCUGCUCCGCUCCACGAAAAUGGCGCCUCCCCUCGAAGACCUCACCCGUGUACUCGCCGAGCUCGCCGCGCGCCUCUCCCAGCCACCCGCCGGCGGCGGUUCCUCCUCCUCCGGAGACUCCCUCUCGGCCUCCAUCUCCUCCCUCGCCGCCGCCCUCAACCCCAGUCCCGACGGCGGAAACAGCGCUUCAUCCGGAACCAGGGUUCUGGACGCCGCGCUCUCCCUCAUGUGCUUCGACCCGCUGGAGGUGAAUAGCGCCCGCGUCGACUGCCUUGUCCGCACCCUCGUCUCCGUGCUAUCGGCGUCAGUCUCGUGCCGUGUGGUCCGGCCUGAUGGGGACGCUGGUGAGGAGAUGCUCUGUGUCGGGAGUUCCCUGUCGCCCGUGGAUUGCCAGGAGCUACUCCAAUCGUGUGCAACCCUUGUGGAGAAAUUGAGGGACUGUGAUGAUGGAAGGCACUCUUAUGAUCUGUUGUAUGCUGUUGCGAAAACGGUCGUGCUAUCUCCUCACUACCAGUGUCUUUUCCCUUUACCAUAUUAUAAGGAAGAGGGAGAAAGAGUAUCUCAUAUGGGAACCAUUGCUGCGGAGUUAAUAAAACAUCCUUCCAAUCUCGUCCUUCCUAGUGACCACUCAAUCCCACCAAGGUUGCUUUUAUGGCAUCUUGAUCCAUCAAUUAUCAGGCAUGAUCUCUCAGCAAUUCUCCAGGAGGUAAUUAGAAGGCCCUUGCUUUGCCUGAGAAAGGAAUUGUAUAAUAGGAUGGAAUGGCGUAUCAUCAUAAUUUGCCUGGUUUGCUCCCCAACAAUAUUUAUGGAGAUGAGAUCACUUUUACACUUCUGGUUUCUAGCAACGGGUUUGGGUUCUGUGCUAGAACUUCACAAUGCAUUGGUAUCAUCGGCAUUAGACAUUCUUCUCAAGCCUAUGUCAUGGGGAAUAUGCAUAGAAUUAGGGCAGAGAUUCCCCUUUUCACAUGCUUACUUCCCAAACCAACAAAGUGACUUGCUUGCGAUACUAACGGGACCCUUAUCUUGUAAAGGUUUUUUGGACCUAGUUUCUUAUAUCAGUGCCUUGGUUCAUUUGGACAACUCAAGAACUAGAUGCUCUUCGCAGAAAAACUUACAACUACAACCAUCGAAGGGAUUGGUAAAUUACAAUUCUGCUUGGUGCAUGAUUAUCAAUUUCCCUGUUUGGUUCAGUUUUGCAACUGCUUUACUUUUCUACAGAGAAGGCUCACAAGAUUAUUUAUCAGAAACAUUAUCCAAAGAAAUAACUGUUGAAUCAAUAAGUGAUGUCAGUCUUGUUCAGAGGGCAGCCUUUUACCUUUCUUGGGUGCUAUGCCCUUCUAAUGAUGAUCAAUGCGAGGUGCUAUCAAACAAUAUUUUGGAAAUAUCACGUUCUUGGGCUAGGAACAACAAAAGGUGCCUAGGGUACCAAAGUACUGUGAAUCAUAGGAGGAAACUGCGAAUACCCACAGCUGCGAGUUCAGAGAAAUUCCAUGUGCCAAUAAACACUGUAAGCUCCCUGGUUAAAGAAUUUGAUGAUCACUGUGUAAAAUGUUGCAGGACAACUGCCUUUCCUCAAGUGCAAGUUGGAAAACUAUUGGACCUCCAUCCCUCGUACUUUAACCUGUUGCAUCAGUGGAUUCCUUUAGGAGUAUUGCUCGCAUCACCUAGUUAUAUUAACGAGCAGAACUGUGACAUCCUUCUGCGCUACACAAGCACAGGGCAGGUUCUGGGGUCAAAUGAAGCACAAAUACAAACAAAAGAUCAUGCCAGUAAUGAUGGUUUCUUAGGCAGCUGCAUUGGUACUGCUAAGAGAUGGCCUUUGAUUGGACCAUAUCUCAUAUUUGGCUGGCUUGACGUAGUUGAGGAUAUGUCCUCAUUGAUAUUUGAUUGCGAAGAUAAAUGUCAUCGUUUUGUCAGCCAACUCAGAAACAAGACAGGCCCAUACAUGCUCAAGUGUGUAAAGUCAUUAUUUAAGGUGUUGGAACAGGCAAAUCAAGAUAAGGAUCUUGUGAUUGAUCUUCAUAAUAGGUUAUUAAACUGGAAUAAGAAUGGGCAAGGCUGUGAGAUAUUUGGGGAUGUUAUCCUUGAAAUGAACAAGAGGUUUAAUCUUCCUGUGUAGCAGUGACCAGGGAUUUUAUGCAGCUCUUGAAUAUUUGAAUGUCUAAAUUGAUUGCCAGCCUCCAUUCUGCUGGUAAUGGUAAUGUGGUUGAAGAAAGCACAGCACAAUAGUCUGAACUCUGAACUGUUGAGCUGGGCCAGAUCCAUUGCAGAUAACGAUCAUUUCCCUCCAGAACGCUAGUGACAUCUAACAUCACAUGGAGAGGACAGGAGCCAAAACAUCUUGAAGGAAUCUUGAUGUAUUGGAUUCAAACAUAACAACCGAGACAAGUUGAGUUGAUUUACUAGUUUUAAUUUUGCCUUGCCAGACUGGAGAAUUGUUCUGGGGAGGGUUCUAGGUUUGCAUGGCUGACUCCUAUUUCAGACACCCAAACCAGAUAAUAGUAAUGCUGGUGAUGGUGCUUUGGUUAUACUUUUUUUAUUCACUUCAAGGUCGACCCAAUUCCCAUGAAGAGGAAAUUAAAGGAAACAUCAAGAACACUGGAACAGCUUGUCAUACGAAAGCAGCAUGUAAUGUACUACAUAACGUGUUCAGGCGCAAUGUUCAUGAUUCCGGUAUGGGUUCUGGGAAAGAAUAGUCUACUCUGAACACUGCCCUUUCCCUCUGCUAGUUGAGACACCGGAGCACAAUGCACAAAUGGUCUGCAGACUGCAGGUAACGUGUUAUUUCCCUUUCGAGUUAAUGCAGGCGAAUAAAUUGUGUUUCCUUAGGACAUCAGCAUUAAUUUCAGCUGCUAGAUUUGAUAUAUACCUGUACUCCUGUAGGCUGUUGCAGGCUUGCAGCUAGUCAGUUUACGGCUUUGAUGUAUGUACAGUUUAUCGUUGGCUGUUGUGUUUAGACUCUGUGUAUGAAUCCAUCGUCAAAACACGAAGUUGAAAUUGCUGACUAAACUUUGUUAGUAAAUAUAGUCAGUUAUUAUUGAAUUGAGAAAUUCA
Messenger RNA from Sorghum bicolor (sorghum), 3243 nucleotides. RefSeq lists its product as uncharacterized. The transcript has 9 exons. Lineage: Eukaryota; Viridiplantae; Streptophyta; Magnoliopsida; Poales; Poaceae. The record is from RefSeq and is a predicted model, not a curated record. The coding region runs from base 50 to 2308 and encodes 752 amino acids.